Rubroshorea leprosula is the source of this 3702-nucleotide messenger RNA. Lineage: Eukaryota; Viridiplantae; Streptophyta; Magnoliopsida; Malvales; Dipterocarpaceae. The record is from the annotation of a GenBank genome assembly.
CUUCACUUGCUGGAGUUUCAGUUUCGGAGGCAUUUCUGCAACAAGAUUACAGAGCACGACCUAUAUUUCAGCCAAGCUGCAAUCUUUGUCUGCGGACUUGUGUUUCAGCACCUUGGUGUUUUAAGUCUGGUGGGUUCUAGAAGGUGGGUGGAUUAGAAAUACUGGUAAAGGGAGAUUGAAGUUUGGGGUUUUGGAAUCAUGAAUGGAUUAUCUCUGUCUGUUUUUGUCUUUACAAUGUAUGGAUUGUUGAUCACUGGGUUCACAGAUCCGUACUUCUCACGUGUGGAAUUUGGGAUUAGAAGUGAUUCAAGUGAAUCUUCUGAAACCUACAAGUAUGAUAGAAUUGAUGAGGUGAAGAAACAGUGCAAAUCUGUUCUAUCAUCUGCUUCUGAAUUGAGGCCUGAGGUUAAUAGAGCUUAUAAUGUGAAAGAAGAGCUCAAUUUUGUGUAUGGGGAUUGGGACCAGGAAGUAGGUGAUGCUCCUAUUAUGCCAUUUGAUGAUAAAGUGGAUAUCCCAGAGUCCGAGAGUCCUUUGAAAUUAGUUUCUUUCCGGAUCACGGAUGUUGAUCAGGCUCAUCAAGCUAAGAAGUACGUAAGUGUGAGUGGGAUUUUGUUGUUGGGCAUCACAUUGCAUAAUUCACUUGGAGAGCCGUAUGAAGGAAACCUUAAAUUUCAGAUAAGGCCUGGUCAUACUCAGCUUACUAUUUUGUUUGAAGGGAUUUACACUGAGACCAAACUGAAUGGUGGAGAAAGAGAAAGAGUGAUGUGUUUGUUGGGAAAUACAAUGUUGCCAUCUCGAGAGUCUGAUAAGAGCCAUCCAUGGGAGUGGUUGGAGGUUUCCAAUCCAAAUUACAAUCAACCCCCUCUUUUGCAAGAUGAUCAAAUUCUUCUUGUUCUUCACUAUCCAAUGACAUUUACAUUGACUAGCCGGGUGAUACGAGGAGAGAUGAAAAGUUUAAACCCAAAAGCAAAUUCUAAGUACUUUGAUGAAGUUCACAUUUUUUCCCAACUGCCUAGGUCAGCACGCUAUGAGUUUGGUGCCCAUGAAGUUGUCUCCAAGGCAUGUGAUCCCUAUCCUUAUAGUGGAGAUAGCUUCAUGAAUAGCAGCAUUGAUAUCUAUAAAGGAACUGGGUUUUGUAGAAUUCUUGAGGAAGUUACUAAUAUGGAUGCUUUCAUGGUUGUCCCAAACUGGAGAUGUAAUGGAAAAACUGAUUACUGCAGUAAGUUGGGUCCAUUUGCCUCAGAUGAAGGGAUCAAAGCUACAAAUGGUAGCUUCAAAAAUGUCCAACUUUAUAUGCAGGAUGUUAUGUGUGAGCCAACACGUGGACCUGGGAAUUCUAGUUCAGCAAAGGUUGCUGCAGUAUUUCGGGUUGCCCCCCCCUCAACGAAUCAAUAUCGAGAUGGAUGGAGAUCUGCACUUAACAAAAUGACUCUGGCUGCCGAGGGAGUUUGGAAGUCCUCCAGUGGGCAGCUUUGCAUGAUCGGUUGCCUUGGACCUGUUGAUGCAGAAGGAACUAGCUGUAACUCUCGGAUCUCUUUGUAUAUUCUUAUUUCAUUCUCCAUAAAGCAGCGAAGCAUAAUUUCUGGGAGUAUAUCAGGCACUGAUAGAAGAAAGGCAUCAUACUUCCCUUUAUCAUUUGAAAAGCUAGCGAGGUCCUCAGAAUUCUGGAAUUAUUAUAGAUCCUCUUAUCCAUAUUAUAAGUACUCUAAAAUAAAGUCAGCUGGCACCAUCUUAGAGAAGGUUGAGCCAGUCAGUUUUAGAACUGUUAUCAAGAAAUCCUUGCUGCAAUUCCCAAAACUGGAAGAUGCUGAAACAUACUUAUCUAGCCUUUCUCUCCUUGCUGAAGAUCUAACCCUUCAGAUCUCUGCAGUUGCUGACCCAUUUCAUAAUUCUCAUUCCCCAAGAAUAGAUAUUGGGAUGCAGAUUCUCUCUGUUGGCCCCUUGUUUGGACGAAGGUUCAGGUCUUUGAGAAAUGCAUCCAUAGAGGAGGAGAAACCGUAUUUCACUAAAGAUGAAUACACUGAAAAACAGCUGCUCUUGAAUGUAUCAGCUCAGCUAAUGUUGUCUGGAAAUGCUUAUAGCAACUUUUCUUUUCUUUUUGUUGAGGGUCUUUAUGAUCCAAGGAUUGGGAAGAUGUAUCUUGUUGGCUGCAGGGAUGUGCGUGCCUCAUGGCAGAUCUUAUUUGAGAGCAUGGAUCUUGAAGAAGGGUUGGAUUGUCUAAUAGAAGUUAUAGUGUCUUACCCACCCACUACAUCACGGUGGUUGGUCCAUCCAAUAGCGAAAAUUUCCAUAGCCAGCCAAAGAACGGAAGAUGACCCUCUUCAUUUUGACACGGUUAAGCUCCAAACUUUUCCAAUUAUGUACAGGAAGCAGCGAGAGGACAUUCUUUCUCACAGGGGUGUUGAGGGCAUCCUCCGUUUUCUAACACUUUCAUUGGCAGUUGCUUCGGUUACAAGCCAACUGUUUUACAUCAAGCACAAGACAGAUUUCGUUCCUUUCAUAUCCCUUGUCAUGCUGGGUGUCCAAGCUCUUGGAUAUGGUCUUCCUCUGAUCACUGGUGCAGAAGCUCUCUUUAAAAGAGGGGCCUCUGAAUCUGAUGUAAUGCCAUCUUACAAUCUUGAGAGGAGUCAGUGGAUCAACAUGAUUGAUUACAUGGUGAAGCUUCUUGUAUUGGUAAUGUUCCUUCUAACUCUGAGGCUUUGUCAAAAGGUAUGGAAAUCCCGUGUCAGAUUACUUUCUCGAGCUCCACUUGAACCUCACCGUGUCCCAAGUGACAAGCAGGUAUUUAUCACAACCGUGAUGAUGCAUGUGAUUGGAUAUUUAAUUAUUCUGAUCAUCCAUACUGUCAAAGCUGAUCAGAGACCACUUCAAACAGAGAGGUUUAUAGAUUCAAGGGGCCGAUCCCGAACAUCUCAGGGAUGGGAAACCGAACUGGAGGAGUAUAUUGGUCUUGCUCAAGAUUUCUUCUUGCUACCUCAAGUUAUUGGUAAUUUUGUUUGGCAGCUCAAUUGUAAGCCACUCAGGGAACAUUACUUCAUUGGGAUAACGGUGGUUAGACUUCUCCCUCAUUUGUAUGAUUACAUAAGAGCUCCCAUUGCCAAUCCCUACUUUGUGGAGGAUUAUGAGUUUGUUAACCAAAGGAAGGACUUCUACUCAAAGUUCGGGGAUAUUGCCAUUCCCAUCACUGCAAUUUUCCUUGCAACUGCAGUCUAUAUCCAGCAAAAGUGGGAUUAUGACCAGCUUAAACAGAUUCUUCGUUUUCUUCCUUUAGGUUCAAGAAAGUAUGAGAGAUUGCCUUCCAAGUCUACUGAAGCCGAGCUUGCUUCCAGUGUUAAUGGAAAUGCCUUGCACAGACCAGAGCAUGAUGAUGAAGAAUAGUUCAUUACAUUCUCAUGUGACUUGCAGAUCUUUUGCAUACAUAGAAGAAGAAGGUAUUGUUGUAAUGUCAUACAUAGAAUACUAAAUAGAGAGCCUUGGUCUUAUGCUCUGCAGAUAUUUAACAUUUUUCUGGACCCUAUCAGUCAAGUCUUAGGGGCUCUUCUAAGUUGAUCUUAACACUUUUUAGACUUUAAGUAACUGUUGUCUGCCCUUGAUUUUGUUUGUAUGAAAGAAUGAGAUUCAUGAUAUCUUGUUUUGCACUGAAACAGCAUUUUCUUUCUAAUUUCUUUCUAUAUCCCUGUAAAAGAAAUAAGAGAACCAGUA